This is a messenger RNA of Sugiyamaella lignohabitans, 2286 nucleotides long. It is a transcript of the gene NDC80, whose product is annotated as Ndc80p. The transcript has a single exon. The record is from RefSeq and is a predicted model, not a curated record. Gene Ontology annotation, cellular component: Ndc80 complex. Lineage: Eukaryota; Fungi; Ascomycota; Dipodascomycetes; Dipodascales; Trichomonascaceae. The coding region runs from base 1 to 2286 and encodes 761 amino acids. Gene Ontology annotation, biological process: attachment of mitotic spindle microtubules to kinetochore.
AUGCAGCAAGACUUUGUACAACCGAGCUAUUCACAGGGGUCUUAUUCAACACGUCGUAAAUCAAGGAUAGCGUAUCAGCAGCAACCGUUGGCAAGUUUGGACAAUCAUAGCUUAAAUAUAAUGGCUACCCCAGCGUCUAAUAACAGGCUCAGAAAACCGUCCUUUCGACCAUCUCUUGCACCAGGUGGAAUCACUACAAGCCAGCAGCUCUUUUCAGGAGCUUCGUCUAUUGCUCCCCCUUCUGCAUUACGAGGUGUAGGUGGUGCGCCACCCAGUGCCGCUAGUCGCGCAAGGCAGUCGAUUGUGCCUUCAAGGGGUUUAAGUGGAGUUUUCAACAAUCGAAAUACACUAGCUUCCUCGGGUCAGUUAGAUUUUACAGGUGGUGUACCUGUAAGCGGUGCCGGGGGUAGUAAUAAUGGCCCGGGUAGCGGAGCAGCCCCAGGUAGCGUAAGGAAAAGCAUGAUUCCAAGCGCCCCUCCCUCGAGUGUUCGUCGCCAACCCCCACAAUCGGCAGUCUCCCGUCAAUCAUCUUUUGGGAUCGCUGGUGGUGGGAAUUCUGCCUUCUACUCGUCUGGAGCUCCAGUUCUACCGCCCAGCUCUAGUCUUCCGCCAGCCUCUAGAGACCCGAGACCAACGCGAGACAGAGGUUACAUGGCAACAAUAUCCCAAGAGAUUUACGAAUAUCUUACACAGAAUGGUUUUGCAGUGGAAAUGAAGCAUCCUCUGACACCCAAAACACUUAAAGCACCUACUCAAAAAGACUUUGUUAUGCUUUUUCAAUGGCUCUAUCGACGUUUGGAUCCAGGAUAUAGAUUCACGAAGGCCAUUGACACGGAAGUGUACUAUUUAUUGAGAACCAUACAAUACCCAUACUUAGAAUCGAUAAACAAAUCUCAAAUUGCUGCUGUUGGUGGUCAAAAUUGGCCAACUUUUAUGGCUAUGCUCCACUGGAUGGUUCAGCUAAAUAUCACUAUGGAGAACUACGACUGGGAGACUGAGAAUGCCCAAAGUUCCGACGAGGGAGUAUUAAGUCAGAUUUUGGACCGGUAUGCUGCUAAGUCUUACCGCUCAAAGCUGGAUAAUGAGAUGGAUUUCUCUGAGUAUCGGGUGGAGGUGGAGCAGGAAAUCACACAAUUCUCUGAAUCAGUCCAGGCCAGCAUUCAGGAAGCAGAGGAGGAAAUUGAGCUGAUUCGUAAGCGAUAUCAAGAUCUGCGUAAAGAAGCUGAUAAUUUUGAAUCUUUGGAAAAAAAAGGACAAGCACUUGAGAGCGAUCUUGUCAAGUUCAAAGAUUAUAUUGAUGCUAUGGAAACACGUAAAGCUAAAUGGACUGCUAUAAUUGACAGGUUGACCCUCGAACUUGAAAAUGCAGGUAAGGAAUUGCGAGUCAUACAAGAAGAAAAAGCCUCGCUACAAGAUCAAAUCGCUGCUCAAGGUUUGACUCCCAAUGAUAUAGACCGCAUGAAUGCUGAGCGAGAGAAGCUCAUCAAAUCACUGGAACAGUUAGAAUCUAGACAAGAGGAAAUGACUAAGCAAAUGAAUGAAUCGGAACUUCUAACUCAAAAUGCUUUUGAUGAAAUGGAAACGCAGCUUCAGAAAUAUCACAAGGAUCUUUAUAAAGUAGGCAUUGAUGAUAGUGGCUUUCAGAUUCCUUCUACCUUAUUCGAUACAGCAUUUGCAGAUGAGAACCUUGGUAAGCGGGUGGACCAGGUCCUACAGGGUAUUGAUCUACGCAACUCCAUCCGGCCCAUGCUUCAACGAUAUCGCCAAGAAAUUAGCGAGCGUAUUCACCAGUCUCACGAUGAGUCCAUUAGGUUGCAAGAACAGCUCGAUCGUACGUCGGAAGGGCUCAAUGAGAAACGUGAUCAAGUAGAGACAUUGGAGGCAAAAUUAAAUGCCAAUAAUAUCACGUAUAACGAGAUAUAUGAAACGAUGAAUUCCGAAGCCACCACUUCGAAUGCAAAAAUUGAGCAAUUGGAACGAGAUAUACACAGUAUGAAGUCAGCCACUCAGCAGGAAUUAUUGCAAGUGGAGCAAAAAUGCCAUGAUAUAGCAAUUGAGCAUGACAAAGUGAAAAAUGCUGUUUUGACUUCCCGAGCAAAAAUGAACAACGAUCUUAAUCAGUUGAUCACUUAUAUUGUUUCUUUCAAACUGUAUGUACAAUCAGGACUGGAAGAUUAUGAGAGUAUGGUGACUGAGGAGUGGAAUGCGCAGAUUCAAUUGGAAAAUAAUCUUAAAAGUACUGCUCAUGGCGUUCUUUCUCCACUGGACGCUGAUAGCGCCCUUUAA